AUGUCCCAACAACCACCACCUUACCCGAACUCGGGCUCGGGUUCCAACCCGUCAGACUCUCCCAUCUCCGCCUCCUCCCCGCUCCCGACCCCCUCGGAUGAGAAGAAAUACGGCACCCUCGAUCCCAAAAACACCUUCACAUCUUCCUCCUCUUCAGAUCUCUCCGAAGCCUCCGACUACUCGGAGCUCAAGGCAAACCCCUUCCUGGACCCGGUCGUCGCCGAGCACUGGCGCAAGGUAUACGAAGAAGCCGACUACGAGUGCAAGGAUGCCUUUGAUCCGCAUGUGACCUGGACGGAGGAGGAAGAGAAGGCGGUUAUCAGGAAGAUCGACUUCCGGGCUUGCGCGUGGGCUAUUGUCAUGUUUUUCGCGUUGCAGGUUGAUCGUGGGAAUUUGAGCCAGGCGUUGGCGGAUGAUAUGUUGGAUGAUUUGGGGUUGAAUACUAAUGACUACAACUACGGCAACGUCAUUUUCUUGGUGUCGUUCCUUGCCGCUGAGCUGCCAUCUCAGUUGCUGUCGAAGAAGCUUGGUCCGGAUCGCUGGAUUCCGGUUCAGAUUGUCCUUUGGUCGGUCGUGGCCAUCUCGCAGUGCUCGUUGAAUGGAAGGGGUAGUUUCUUCGCUACUCGUUGUCUGCUGGGUCUCAUCGAGGGCGGCUUCAUCCCCGACAUCGUCCUCUGGCUCUCCUACUUUUACACCUCGCGCGAGCUUCCCAUCCGCCUCUCCUACUUCUGGACCACCCUCUCCUCGACCUCCAUCAUCACCUCCCUCAUGGCCUUCGGCCUCCUGCGCAUGCGCGGCAUCAACGGCUGGGCGGGCUGGCAAUGGAUGUUUUUGGUGGAGGGUCUGAUCACUCUAUCCAUUGGCCUAGCCUCCUUCUUCAUGAUGCCCGCUUCGGCCGUGCAGACCAAGACGUGGUUUCGCCCCAACGGCUGGUUCACGGACAGGGAAGUCUCUAUCGUCGUUAACCGCGUGUUGAGAGACGAUCCGUCCAAGGGCGACAUGCAUAACCGCGAGGCUAUUACCCCGAAGAGGCUGUGGGAGACGCUGAAGGAUUACGAUCUCUGGCCGCUCUAUGCGAUCGGCUUGGUGGCGUAUAUCCCGCAUACGCCGCCCAGCUAUUACUUGACUUUGACGUUGAGGAAGUUGGGCUUUAGCGCUUUCAACACCAACCUGCUGGUUAUUCCUUCGUCCGUCGUCCACAUCAUCACCCUCCUCCUUUUGACCCGCCUCUCCGACAUCCUGCAAGAACGGACCUUCGUCGCCAUGCUCCAGUCCCUCUGGACGCUCCCCUGCAUCCUCGCCCUCAAGUUCUGGCCCGGCCUAAUCGACAACCACUGGGGCACCUACGCGCUGAUGUCCGUACUGCUGUCCUACCCCUACUGCCAUGCGAUCCUGGUAGCCUGGACGUCCAAAAACGCUAACAACGUCGGCGCCCGCACGGUAUCCGCCGCGCUGUACAACAUGUGUGUGCAGACGGGCAACGUGAUUUCCAAUUUCAUCUAUCUCGACUACGACAAGCCGUAUUAUAAGGACGGAAACACCAAGCUGGUGGUGAUCAACUUUAUCGCUAUCGGGGUGUUCUUGUUCACCAAGGCGUAUUAUGUCUGGAGGAAUAAGCAGAAGGAGAAGGUGUGGAAUGCGAUGACGGAGGAGCAGAGGGUGGAGUAUAUCAAGACUACCAAGGUGCAGGGGAGUCGGAGGUUGGAUUUUAGGUUUGCUCAUUAA
This is a messenger RNA of Sordaria macrospora k-hell, 1725 nucleotides long. RefSeq lists its product as uncharacterized. Gene Ontology annotation, cellular component: membrane. NCBI's taxonomy places the organism in Eukaryota, Fungi, Ascomycota, Sordariomycetes, Sordariales, Sordariaceae. Gene Ontology annotation, molecular function: transmembrane transporter activity. Gene Ontology annotation, biological process: transmembrane transport. The record is from RefSeq and is a predicted model, not a curated record.